Messenger RNA from Leopardus geoffroyi (Geoffroy's cat), 4721 nucleotides. It is a transcript of the gene RBM47, whose product is annotated as RNA binding motif protein 47. The transcript has 7 exons. The record is from RefSeq and is a predicted model, not a curated record. Gene Ontology annotation, cellular component: nucleus. NCBI's taxonomy places the organism in Eukaryota, Metazoa, Chordata, Mammalia, Carnivora, Felidae. Bases 448 to 2214 code for a protein of 588 amino acids. Gene Ontology annotation, molecular function: mRNA binding.
CUGGUGGUGCCUGCUUCCUCUUCUAGUUUGUUUAGUCACAGAAUUCGAUUCCUGUUGGCCGGUUACGCGCCUACAAACAGGCUUAGCGCUCUAUUGAAAUGCGUGAGGCUCCUUAACUCUUGUAUAAACAGAAACCAGCUGUAACUUUAGGUCAGAGCGCAUUAAAAUGAGCCACUUCUGAACGAGCAGCGCCCAGGCCCCAGGCCCUGCUGCGAAGGCCCCGGCAAAGGUCAGGGUUUCGUCCGCGUGACGUUCCUUCCUGCGCGCGUCCAAGCGGUGCUGUGCCUCAGGAUUUGCUUCAAAGGGCAUGCCAAAAAUUGAACUGAAAAAUCCCAAGCAAGCUGCCUGAAUUUCCCUGUAUAUUCUUGUUCUACAUCCUAUAAAAGGACCAGACAAACCAAAUUAGUGGGGUUUUGGUCUCCUCCAGCCGUGGAUGCCUUUGACAUUAUGACCGCAGAGGACUCCACCGCAGCCAUGAGCAGCGACUCGGCCGCCGCGUCCUCGGCCAAGGUGCCCGAGGGCGUGGCCGGCGCGCCCAACGAGGCGGCGCUGCUGGCGCUGAUGGAGCGCACGGGCUACAGCAUGGUGCAGGAGAACGGGCAGCGCAAGUACGGCGGCCCGCCGCCCGGCUGGGAGGGCCCGCACCCGCAGCGCGGUUGCGAGGUCUUCGUGGGCAAGAUCCCGCGAGACGUGUACGAGGACGAGCUGGUGCCCGUGUUCGAGGCGGUGGGCCGCAUCUACGAGCUGCGCCUCAUGAUGGACUUCGACGGCAAGAACCGCGGCUACGCUUUCGUCAUGUACUGCCACAAGAACGAGGCCAAGCGCGCCGUGCGCGAGCUCAACAACUACGAGAUCCGCCCGGGCCGCCUGCUCGGCGUGUGCUGCAGCGUGGACAACUGCCGCCUCUUCAUCGGUGGCAUCCCCAAGAUGAAGAAGCGCGAGGAGAUCCUGGAGGAGAUCGCCAAGGUCACCGAGGGCGUGCUGGACGUGAUCGUCUACGCCAGCGCGGCCGACAAGAUGAAGAAUCGCGGCUUCGCCUUCGUCGAGUACGAGAGCCACCGCGCGGCCGCCAUGGCGCGCCGCAAGCUCAUGCCCGGCCGCAUCCAGCUGUGGGGACACCAGAUCGCCGUGGACUGGGCCGAGCCCGAGAUCGACGUGGAUGAGGACGUGAUGGAGACCGUGAAGAUCCUCUACGUGCGCAACCUCAUGAUCGAGACCACGGAGGACACCAUCAAGAAGAGCUUCGGCCAGUUCAACCCGGGCUGCGUGGAGCGCGUCAAGAAGAUCCGCGACUACGCCUUCGUGCACUUCGUCAGCCGGGAGGACGCCGUGCAUGCCAUGAACAACCUCAACGGCACUGAGCUGGAGGGCUCGUGCCUCGAGGUGACGCUGGCCAAGCCCGUGGACAAGGAGCAGUACUCCCGCUACCAGAAGGCGGCCAAGGGCGGCGGCGCGGCCGAGGCGGCGGUGCCGCAGCCCAGCUACGUGUACUCUUGCGACCCCUACACGCUGGCCUACUACGGCUACCCCUACAACGCGCUCAUCGGGCCCAACAGAGACUACUUUGUGAAAGCAGGCAGCGUAAGAGGCCGGGGUCGAGGUGCGGCUGGCAACAGAGCCCCAGGGCCCAGGGGUUCCUACCUCGGGGGAUAUUCGGCUGGCCGUGGUAUAUAUAGCCGAUAUCAUGAAGGGAAAGGAAAGCAGCAAGAAAAAGGAUAUGAACUUGUACCGAAUUUGGAAAUCUCUGCCGUCAAUCCAGUUGCCAUUAAACCUGGUACAGUGGCCAUCCCUGCCAUUGGGGCCCAGUAUUCCGUAUUUCAGGCCGCCCCAGCCCCUAAAAUAAUUGAAGAUGGCAAAAUCCACACAAUGGAGCACAUGAUCAGCCCCAUCGCGGUGCAGCCAGACCCAGCCAGCGCCGCAGCUGCCGCCGCCGCCGCCGUCAUUCCUGCUGUGUCAACGCCGCCACCUUUCCAGGGCCGCCCGAUAACUCCAGUGUAUACGGUGGCUCCAAACGUUCAGAGAAUUCCCACUGCUGGGAUCUACGGGGCCAGUUACGUUCCGUUUGCUGCUCCUGCCACGGCCACGAUCGCCACACUACAGAAGAAUGCGGCUGCCGCUGCCGCCGUCUAUGGAGGAUAUGCGGGCUACAUACCUCAGGCCUUCCCCGCCGCUGCUAUCCAGGUGCCCAUCCACGACGUCUACCAGACAUACUGACACUGGGGAGGAGAGUGGAGACAGACCACGAGCUACCCCUGAAGGAACACUUUACUAUUUAUGAAGAAAGAACGUGCAGGAUUAGCACGCCUAUGAAAGUGAAGAAUGUUAUCAAAUGUCAUACUGAAAUAUUUUAUAUUCAUGAUGAAGUUUUCACUAGUUUUUUUUUAAGACUAUUUGCAAUUUAGCAGCCUGUGUUCAUACAUUUCUAAGAGACUUGCAAUGGUUCGUGCCUUAAUACCAUCUCUGAAAAAUUUGUACGCUGUAGUACAUUUGUAUAGAGGUUUUUGUUUUUUGUAUUUUUAAGGAUAUAUUUUCAGUAUGAAGGUUAUUUUCUUAACUUCUGCACUCCAGAGAUUUCUAUUUUGUAGUACCUUCAAUAAUAUAUCAACUAUAUAUUGAAAAGCACACUUGAGCAGCUAGGGAACUAUUUUGAAAAAUAUAGUCAAUAUUUAAAGAUACAAACAAUAGUGCUUUAAAAUACUACAUAAAAUGUUAUUUUAAAAGUUAUACUGGAAAGUGCAAUUUUAAAGUGAGUAAAAUCUCUAUUUUAGCUGGCAUUAAGGGUUGACGGUGUUACCAUCUGUUCUCUAUGACAGUUCUUUUUUUUUAUUUUUAAGGAAUUAAACACUCGAUUUCUCCUUAAGCCCAUGUUGAAAAGACUUGUCACAUAUCUGAGUCCAAACACUGGAAAGCUCUCACCUGCCACCAUCACCCUGGACCCUGUUCAUUCUCCAUUUGUCUUUCCCUCUCCACACCCCUACUCCUUCCUUCCUCCUUUCCCCAGCCCCACCUGUGAGUCUGGCAAGUCUAGGGCAAAAUGAAUUACUCUGAUAGAGAGAACAUUGAUGGCUUUUAUACUUCUUCCUGGGUUUUUGUCGGGGGUAGGGGGUGUUUUGUUGUGGGUUUUUUUGUUCUGUUUUGGUUGGGAAGGUAUUUUCAAUAGCAGAGUAUGCAUAAGCACAAGGUUUUCAUAGUUUCCAUAAGACAUCUUUGCAUAGCUAUUUAAUUGUCUUCUAUAAAACCUUAGUUCUUUUUCUCAUGCUUUUAUUUUAUUCAUUUUUUGAAGUAUGAGUUUGUAGAGACAGUGAAUGUCAUUGUAGACAAGGCCCCCAAAGACUCUAGUCACAGAAAGUUAAUGCUUCUAGUUGCUUUUAUCAUGUUUCAAUGCGAAACGUCUUGGGCGGCAAGGGUGUUGGAAAUAUGUUUAUUGAGCAGGGCUUUCCUCCGUAGCUGCGCACGUGGCAGGUGUACUGAAUGGGGACCUACACACCCAGGAGGAGGAGGAAAGACCUGGAGGAGUUAAAAGAUAGUUUGUAAAUAAUCUCCUAAUGCUGGCUUUUAGUUGUUUCAUGUUGCAGACGUUCAUGGUGUAUCGUUUAAUGCAAAAUGAAACCAUUUUAUUUCAAUGUUAUUAAAAAUUGUUGUUUUAUUAGGAAGUAAAUGUAUUGUUGCAGUGUUGUGCCUGUUUCAAGGCUUGUGUUUAUCAGAGUGAAUGUAAAAUACAGUAAAAUGUUAAGAUUGUCAUCUGCUUUAGGAAAUACAUCAACUUGGAACUUUUUUUAAAGGCUCCAUCACGGAAUUGAGGUGUGCAAUAGGUGGCAAGUACACAGUUGUGUUUUUAUGUCACAUUAGAGAUCUGUAAAAUCUUUCCACUCAAUUUUUGCUGAUGGCUGAAUUCGUAUUUAUGGAUUAAUAAUAAGAUCAUGCCUUUAGCAACUAUUGUAGUUUUGUUUUCAGUUUUAAAUUAAGACAUUCCCAAAUGCCUCUUUCCCCGCUCAUUUUAGGGUGGGAUGGAUUUUUUAUAUAUAAGCAAUAUUUAUUUAACUAUUCUGUAAAAUUAUUGAGUGCCUGCAAAGGCCUUUAAACAUUUCUAACAUUUAUUUCCCACCAUUCUUGAAUGACGUAAAUAAUUGUGCAAUGUUCCUGAUGAUGUACCCAGCAAGCUGCAUCCAAACUCAAAUCUGUUGGGAUGAGUAAUCCAACAAAAUGCAAUUUGGAUCAGAUCCUCAUCCCUUGACUUUGUGUGACAGAAGUACUGUCCUUCCAAUGAAGAACUGUCACAGGUUCACUGGAUGAGACUCUGGCCCAGCGGUCUUACUGUAUUUUACAUAUGCCUGUAAAUUAUUUGGAAAAAAAAAAAAAAGUAAUAAAAAAAGAAAAAAAAUUGAUAUCUUAACAUUGCAACUACCAAACUACCUUAAAAACAAAUGUUGGUGAGCCUCCUAUCUGGUCUGUCUGUUUCUGUUUCAAAACCAUUUCAGAUACACUACUGAGGUAAGUUUAUAACUUGAAAUGUGAACUUUUUUUUUUUUUAGGGUUAAGAACAAACUAUAUAAAUGUUUAAAAAAAAAAGCUUUAGUGUUCCCUGUUUCAAACAUGCUAGCAAUUUAGUUGUUAUCUUUAGUUGCUUUGUAUUUGAAAAGCUUUUAAAUUUAUUUAGAUCUUGCUCCAUAUACAAUACAUUCUUAGGAUGUAUGUAGUAAAUAAAGCUUUCUUUAAAGCAA